AUGUCUUUACUAACCUCGGCUGCAAAUCUGAGAUGAAAUCACAUCACUCUACACCGCCAGCCACUGAUAUUAUCGCUUCUCCAAUUCAUUGGCGACGAGAUCCGCCAUUGACGAUCGAUCUCAAGCUCUCAAUCGAGCAACCGUCUCUACUAAAUCUCAACCUUUUCUGCAUUCUGGAAAUUAAUCGAUUUAGGCUUUCCGCAUUGCGUUGCAGUUAUCCGCGAUCAGCUCGUGAUAUUGAAUUAAUGAAGCUCAGUUUGUGAAGUAUUCGAUGAAGUGAUGAGAAAUGCAAAAUUUGGAUUAGACUCUAGCUAUCUUGCUUUCAUAGAUAUUGCAGAUGAUGAUAAUGCUUACCAAGUUUGAAUUAGCUUCUAAACUUGUGGUUUAUUUAAGAGUGUGAGUUGGAGGGUAUCGAGAGACAGCCCAAUGCAGAGGGAAAAACACAAGAUUCUGUUAACUGAUAUCUUGCCGAUCAUCCUGAACCAACUUCAGAUUCAAUCCAUCAUGAUAAUGAAGGAAUGCCCUUAAUUUAUUGGACGAGUUUGAGCCAUAUGUAUGUCUUCAAUUUACUGAGGUGUUAGUUAAACUGUAGAAUUCUUGAUCACGGAACAUUCCUCAUAUAUUCUUAACUGGAUGUAUUUAUGCUUUGAAUUUAGGUAUCAGUGUUUCGAAUGUAACAGUCAUUUCACCAAAUGAUUUGAUUACUUUGACAAAGAUAAGCUCUGUUUUAGUUAGAUUGUAUUCUAAAUCCCAGUUUAUUUGUAGAAUCUUAAAAUCCAGCUAAGCUUCCGGUCAGAAGCAAAAGGGUCCGGGAAAUCCCAGAUUCACUGAUUGCGGGAUGGCACUGCUUCCAUCAAAGGGAGUGGUGAUUUCCAUUCCCAGCCUAGUUCUAUCAGCUGCAGCUUUUGCAAUCCUCUUAUUCUUCUUGCUAUCAACCGGCUCACCCCCCUCUGCUCCUUGCUCUUGCUCCGCCCCAACUGUGGACUACAGCAGCAAGAUAGAUGGAGAGAGUGUUUCAACUUCAGCUGAGGACAUAGAUUGGUUGAAGAGUCAGGUCGAAGCCAAUGGAUUACAUAUGCAGCAGAACAUUCUACGCAAGGGCAUAAACCCCCGAACCCGUCAACAGCAGCUCCAGGAUCUUCUAAACUUUAAAGGCAUAUCUCACUAUGAAGGAGAAGAUGCUAACAACCAUACUGCCCUUCCUUGUCCGGGUGAGCUACUUGUAGAAGAACACCACAGCAACUACGGGGAGCCUUGGGCAGGUGGAAGGGAUGUAUUUGAAUUUCUUGCAGAAUCGACCCGCCUAACACCCAAUUCAAGAGUUCUUGAGAUCGGGUGUGGCACACUUCGUGUUGGCCUGCAUUUUAUACGGUACUUAGAUCCAGAGCAUUUCCACUGCCUAGAAAGGGACAAGCUCUCUCUAAUGGCUGCACUGCACUAUGAGCUUCCAUCACAAGGCUUGUUGUACAAGCGCCCUCUGAUUGUAAGAGGCGAAGACAUGGAUUUCAGUAAGUUUGGGUCUGAUACUGUGUAUGAUUUGAUAUAUGCCAGUGCUGUUUUCCUCCAUAUGCCCGACAAGCUCGUGUGGACUGGUCUGGAGAGGUUGGUUGGUCGGCUGAAGCCUCUAGAAGGCCGAAUCUUUGUCUCACAUAACGUCAAGUUCUGCUCUCGUCUGGGAGGUGAAGAAUGCACGAAAAGGCUGACUGAUCUGGGCCUCGAAUAUAAAGGCAAGCAUACACAUGAUAGUUUGCUCUUCAACCACUACGAGAUAUGGUUCGAGUUCAGGCGAUUUAAGGCUUAAAACAGCACAAGAUAGCAAUCAUUGAUCGUUCUUCUGACCAUGGUGGGAAGGGAGCAGGAAAUGUUGAUGAUGAACAAUAUUGCAGAGGAAGUUAGAACACUAUGCAGAGGUUCUGUUGAUCUUUUCUUACCCUUUGCAGGUUUUAUGUAUUAAUAGCUAUAUUCAAUUGUAUUCUUCAAUAUAUUUUCAAACAUAACCUCUGUUAAUGAAAUUAAUUUUGAAUGACAUGUGUA
Messenger RNA from Salvia splendens (bonfire salvia), 2034 nucleotides. RefSeq lists its product as uncharacterized. Lineage: Eukaryota; Viridiplantae; Streptophyta; Magnoliopsida; Lamiales; Lamiaceae. The coding region runs from base 839 to 1801 and encodes 320 amino acids. The transcript has 3 exons. The record is from RefSeq and is a predicted model, not a curated record.